AGGGUCCCGUGAACGAUUCCGAGGUUACUGACUAGUUCGUUGCCAGCACGUUGCUUGCUGUCAAGUGUUUAGGUUACCUGGUAGGCGUGAUUUUUUUUGGAUCUUCUUUGUGCUAGUGUAUAUCUGUUGUAUAUAGUGUUUGUUAGAAGUGGAAGGCUGUCAUCGCAACAAAUGAUUGAGGAUCGAAUUGUGAGCCACUGUAAUUCUAUUUUUCUGAUUGUUUGUAUGAAUGUGAACCUGAAAUAGAUUAGUUCAUAUAAGUCGCAACUUCCUAAUCCCAAACAAGCUUCAACUCCAUCCUUAUUUCAUUCUGAAAAAUUCUAUGCCGUGGUCUCCGUGUGAAGGCUUACUAAAAGGUUCUUCUUUGAUGCCGCCCCUCUUGUGGUCGAAAGAAGGAUGCUGUGACUAGCCAUCAAAGUCGCUCCUCGAAUUCGUCUUCAUCACAUACUUGAGUAUCCAUCGCCCGGAUAUCAAUCUCCAUCUGAAGAGCUGAACAAGAGAACGAGAGAGUAUGGCACCUAUCGAUGAGGUUACGGAUGAGCUUGGGCGACCUCUGUUGAAAAGCGCACUUGCCCCAGCUCUGAGAAACGACACUAUGGAACAGGCGGAAGAGGGACCGACGCUUAUCUUCGAUUUAAGGCUCAUGGGGCAUUUUGUUCUCAGAAAGGAUAAUCAAUGCACUUAUAGAUACUUGUCUGGUGCGGAAAGAAGUGAUCGUGAUCCAACUACUCUAAUAACAGGUGUCUGCAACCUCUGCAACGGUGCGAUGCAUUGGUACAAUGAUAGGCUUAGGGGAGACAUGGACGUCAAAUUCAUGUGGCUUCAGCAUCCAGAGUUAUGCUUCGCUUUGUUCAUCUUGAUAGAUUUCUUUGUUAUUUCAUGCGCUUGCGCAUCGAUCUCUCGUGUUUUUUGCUUUUUCUCAAGCAUCCUCGUGGUAGGUCAGGUGUUGUUAUCUGCAAGAUAGUUGAAGUAGGAGGCAAAUAAAGCGAUGGAUAUGCAGCGAUGUGUAUCUAUCAAGAUGAAGCAAGUAGGAAGGACGCUCCAAGAGGCACGCAGGCGCUUUUGAGAAGGCACAACAUCACCAACAUCCACGAGUCAUGGGCACUUAUUCGGAAAGGGCAGGUAAUGAUUUUUGAUGAGACUCUUUCUUUGAAGAUGUUGAUUCCCCUUUCUUGGUUAUGUACUAGCUACUCGAUUUUUUUGCAUGUACUCGUUUGCUUUUGCAUAAGUGGAGAAUAACAAUUUGAAGGAACGAAGGGGAAUAAAUAUUAAAUUAUAGCUGAACGGAGACGAACACGAAAAAAAAAUCAGGUGUCGCGUGGUUCAACGGCUUGGUUGGAAGCUGUAUGGUUUUUGAAGACACCUUGGUGGCCGCUUUCGUAUCUCUUGAUUUUUCCCGCAUGCAUUCGAGAACCGGUUUACAAUUUUGUCGCUCGAAACCGGUAUCGUUUUUUUGGCAAAGCAGAGGCCUGCCGCAUGCCGACGCAAUCACUGAAGAAAAAAUUCUUGCAUGACGUGAAACCCCUCAAGGACACGUCGACAUCAGAAUCCUUGCCCCCGUAAAGAAUGUAAGUCAAGCGUCACUUUGCGCCUCCUCGCCCCGGUGUUGCUAAUCUUUAUGAUAGAUAAUGAAAAUGAUGUUUUAGUACUGUUUUUGUGAGUUCAGAACCAGAGCCGGACCAUUCUUCAUCUAUAAUUAUCAUCUCGUCCGCCUGUCUUGAGAUGAAUCCACGGGUGAGGCUUAAAUUUAGUUUUUUCCGCCUAGAUUAGUUAUUUUCACUGAUAUGUAUCUGAUAGAUUAAAUGAAAUCCUAAGUGAAUUUCCCACUGAUGCGAAUAGUCUGGCUUUAAAGAAACAUCAUGUUCAACACUUCACUUGUUGAAUCAUGUUAUACCUAUUCGCCUACGAACAGAACUACGCUACAAACGAGGAAGCACGGAGUCAGUCCAAUCUAUUAGUAGAGGUCCUUGGGAUCCAGGAUACAAUUUGUGCAGACCGAUGCCUCUAUUCUCUUUGCAUGCAUCAGGCCUGCGAAGGUAGGCUUUUUGCCUGCAAAUUAUGGUGAAUUGAGUUCAUCGUGUGUAUCUUAAAGACGCAAGAUUGCCGCCUAAAAUUUUUGUGACUUGUAUUUCUGUAUCGUGGGAUGGAGGUUCUUGUGGCUAGCUAGUGAUGUUACUGUGCUUUAAUAGAUACCUCCUGAUCUACGCCAUUCCGCAAAGAAUAUUCCAGUAAUUCAAGAGAAUGUUGUCGAUGUUAGGCUAGGCAAAACAUUAGGUAGGAAGAUCCUUCCCAAGGAAUAAGUAGGUUGACAAAUUAAAAUACUGUGUUGAAUCCUCGCUAGUAAGUCUGGUAGCUUAUCGUUUGAUGAUGAGCAUGGGAUUACAUAUACAACGGGGGUGUUUCAGCAACUAACGGACGACGAUGUUGUCGAUAACGUAUUCAUAUAAAAUAUGUUGUGAUAAUGUUAUAAUUGUGCACUCAUUUUAGGCAAUGAAUGUUUAGGGUUUUGUCGACCCCACUUUGAGCGUGUUGAAAUAAGAAUACUAUUCCCUGGCUGCGACUAUUACUAUUUAAUAUGGUUUAGCUGUUCAUCGCAUGCCUCGUAAACGGGAAUUCCUCGCCUGAUUUUUUACCCCGCUCACAAUUCGUUAGGAGUCUGUCACAAUAUAGAUAUUUUUGUAGGAGAAUCAAUCGGUUGUGGUGGAGGUGGUCGGGGGACCGCAACGAUGGCGCACAUACUUUCACGAACUUCUGAAUUAGAUGCACGAACUUACGAAUUAGAAGCCGCCAGGGAAAUCUUAGGCAGUUUGCCGAAUAGAUUCACAUCAUCAGACGCACGGACGCAUACCAUC
Messenger RNA from Amoebophrya sp. A25, 2852 nucleotides. Lineage: Eukaryota; Dinophyceae; Syndiniales; Amoebophryaceae. The record is from the annotation of a GenBank genome assembly.